AUGUCACCUUCAAAUGCCCCUGGCACCGGCGCUCCACCCCCGUUCUCCUCGACCCCAGACUCCACUUCGGCGACUACGACGGCAAUAAGCAACUUGAUGCCUCCUCCCCCGCCUCUGCUCCUCAGCAAGCGCGUCACCGCUUUCCUCCACGCAAACCUCUCGCCAUAUAUCCGAACGGCGGCGCUGACCACUCCCGCCGGGAAGCUGCUCGCCCAUGCUAGUAACGGGCUGAGUGCCAGUGCACUGAGGCGACAAUGUGCCGUGGCCGCUUCGCUUUGGGGGCUCCAUCACCCAUCAGGCUCUGAAUAUGGUGGUGGUGGAGACGCGCAUGGGGCGGGGGACCACCAUGUGAUUGGGAGUCCAACAGGGAGCACAGCAAGUCAGAGCACGGUUGGGACUACGAGGGGGGGCGCCGCAGGAGGAGGCGGGCUAAGAGCGCGGCCAGUGCCUGGACAGGCGGUCACGGUGCAAAUGGACAACGGGCUGGUGUUUGUGAUUAGGAGGCUGAGGUGCGGCAUGCUGUUCAUAUGCAUGGGUGGUGAAGAGGGACACGGCAAUGGGAAACAGCCAGGGGAGACGGAAGCGAAUGGGGAGGGGCUGCCCACACCACAUCUCGACCCCGGUCACCAACAUCAUCUCCCCUUGCGCGCGGGACCACAUCGGACACCCACAUCAUCCUCAGCGAUAUCGGCGAGGUCAAAGAGGGAAGCGGAUCUCUCCGGGGAAAACACGCCUCUCAGCACAUCUACCAACACGGGGCCUUCUGCAUCGACCAGCCAAAGCAGCAACACCAACGCAGCGAACAGCGCCACGGGGGCAGCCCGGGGCCCAUCGGCAUCGAGUGUCAGGGCGAUGAGGAGGCAGGUGGAGGAAUUGGCGCGUUGGCUGGAUGAGCGGUUAGGCACGCUCUAUGUUCCGGAGGAAGGUAUCGGUCUUGGAUUCGGAGGGGCUCCUGGAGUGGAGCUGCGCUAGAAACAGCACAAAUGACUUGAUAAAUAACGACUUGGCAAUGAGGCGCACAUUCGAAUACCAUGGUUUUUGCAGUUACAUAAUAUCUUAAUAG
Neurospora tetrasperma FGSC 2508 is the source of this 1063-nucleotide messenger RNA. RefSeq lists its product as uncharacterized. The coding region runs from base 1 to 972 and encodes 323 amino acids. Lineage: Eukaryota; Fungi; Ascomycota; Sordariomycetes; Sordariales; Sordariaceae. The record is from RefSeq and is a predicted model, not a curated record. The transcript has a single exon.